Messenger RNA from Fusarium sp. VM40, 1875 nucleotides. The record is from the annotation of a GenBank genome assembly. NCBI's taxonomy places the organism in Eukaryota, Fungi, Ascomycota, Sordariomycetes, Hypocreales, Nectriaceae.
AUGCCCGAGAAACCGACCUCGGUCGUGUCAUACGCUGCUGGUGCCUCUCUCGCCGCGGCUGCGCUCAUCUACGUCUUUGCGCCAAACUUCUCCAUCGACCACGAUCCGACAAGCUCCAAGAAAAAAUCUAUCGUUGGCUUGAAAAACCAAGCCAAUGAUUGCUUCAUCAACUCGGUUCUCCAGGCCCUCGCCGGCUUGGGAGAAUUGCGCAUAUAUCUGAUCCGCGAGACCCACCGCCGCCGUAUCGAAGACCCUGCCGUAUAUGCCAGUCUCGUCCAGCCAGAGGGCAAGGAGAUCGCUCAAUGGAAGCUCCAGGGUCUACAAGAAGGGCUUGUCACACAAGGACUGAAAGAGAUGCUGGAUGCGCUUAAUGAGCGCCCCAUCUACAAGAAGUCCAUCUCGCCGUUCCAGUUCGUCAAGGUUCUGGAGGUCGCUUUUAAACAAAGGAUCAGUCGCCAACAACAAGAUGCGCAAGAGUUUCUCCAAAUUGUCGCCGAGCGUCUUAAGGACGAAUAUCACUGCGGCCAACGAGCGAGACUACAUGUGCGCAGACGAGGCCUCUUCCCGACUCCCAGUCCCAGUGACCCAAGCGUCGAUAAGACGCCAGAAUCCCAGGUCAAUGGCAAGGACGGCGACGAGGCCUCACCGGAACAGCAACCUACAACGAACGGUGAUAACGACUCAGCUAUCGAACCUUCCGAAGAAACCGAGAUUCCCCAGAUCAACGGCCAGCUACCUUUAGAACUCGAGGAGGGCUUCCCCAUGGAGGGAAAGUAUGAGUCGAGCCUCGAGUGCCAGACAUGCCGCUACAAGACCAAGCCCAGAGAGGAGACUUUCUGCACCAUAACCUUGGCUGUACCCCAAGUGUCAGGCACAACACUGAAUGCUUGUUUCGACGGCAUAUUCAAAACCGAGUAUAUCGACGACUUCAAGUGUGAAAUGUGCCGAUUGCUACAGACAAAAUCCGACUUGGAAGCCGAGAUGGCCAAGUCGACCUCAGACCAUUUCAAGGCGCAAGCCAAGGAAAACAUCGAAAAGCUCCAGUAUGCCAUUGACACGGAUCCCGAGAAUCCUCCGGAAGACGUCGAGCUUGGGGACAUCCGGUUUGCGCCAAAGAGAAGGAUCGCAAAGACGACCCGAAUGUCCAUAUUCCCAAAGAUCUUGGCUAUCCACCUCUCCCGUUCCAUCUACGAUGUGGGACAAAUAACACAGAAGAACUCCGCCAAGGUGGUCUUCCCGGAACAGCUACCGCUAGGAGGCUUGAUGGAUCAAAAGAAGUACAAGCUGCUUGGUCUGGUAACUCACCGUGGCGGUCACAACAGUGGUCAUUACGAAGCGUUCCGACGACAGAACCUCGCCGCGCCCUUCUCCAACCACAAUACCUUCCAGGCCUCCGAAGCAUUUAGCAAGACGCCAACACCUAUAGGGACCCCCGUGCUGGGAGGCAGACCAACGCACAGCCCUGCAAUUUCCACCCCCGAUCUCCUCUCCGCCUCGUCUGGCAACUCAUCGACGCCUUCUUUAGAAUCUCUGCCUAUCCCACCUAGGAGUGUACCGGCAGACCUGCGUGGCGCAGUGAGCCUGCCUGUCAUCGGCAAGCAGAAAGACCCCGAAACCAGCAGCCUUCGCUCGGUCGCGGCGUCGACAAAGUCGGCACUCUCCAAACUCACGUCGCCCAAGCAGACCAACAGCAGCUCAUCAACCCCUGGACCCGUCAUGUCCAACGUCUCAAAACGAUCCAAGAAGCGAAAGCCGUCAUCAGAUAAGUGGUGGCGCGUCAACGACGAGAAGGUCAAGGAGGCAAAGACCAGCGAAGUCUUGGGCAUGCAGAGGGAGGUCUAUUUGCUCUUUUACGAGCUCGACAAAGAUGCUUAG